UCGAGUGAUGACUGUAUGUAUGAACCAAUGAGAGCACUGAAUAUUGUGGUGACGUUACCGGUGUUUGCAAUGAAUGUAAAAAGUAAUCGAAAUUUUCAUUCAAUUCAAUGACUUUUAAAUGAGAUUUUGUUUUCAAUUAGUUUUUAUUUAAUUCAAGUUUUUCUUACUUUCAUUGAUUUCUUCUUCAUUUAUCUUUGAUUUGUCACCACUUUAUCAAUACUUAUGACAAUUAUGAACAACUGGUCAUCAAUACAAUGGAUGACAAUUGUCUACAUUUGCUUUCAAAUGUUACGAUUGAGUGAAUGUCUGCGAGAAGGCGAGUGUGAGGUUUGCGUUGGAGUUAUCAACAAAUUGAUCAAUAGAUUAGAUAAGAAUGAAAAGUCAGAUCCUCUGAAGAUUGAGAAAAAGUUUAAAGAGUUGUGUUUGGAAUCCAAGAAGUCUGAGAACCGAUUCUGCUACUAUAUUGGAGGACUCGAAGAGUCGGCCACCAAAAUAUUGGGUGAAAUGUCAAAACCAUUGAGUUGGGGAUUACCGGCGGAUAAAGUUUGCGAAAAGUUGGUCAAAAAGGACUCUCAGAUCUGUGAACUCAGAUAUGAAAAGACAAUAGACUUGAAAUCAGUUGACUUGAAGAAACUGCGGGUUCGCGACCUCAAGAAGAUCCUAAACGAUUGGGACGAGACAUGUGAUGGAUGUAUAGAAAAGGCAGAGUUCAUCAAUAGGAUAGAAGAAUUGAAACCUAAAUACAUUCGCGAAGAACUUUGAUUUUAGUGAAUAACGAUUAGUCAAUAGGUUUUUAAAUUAAAUUAUUUACCUUAUCUUUUGUAUAACAAUAACACUUUCACUAUUAAGGCUUUCAUCACUACAUUGUUUUCAA
This is a messenger RNA of Oppia nitens, 874 nucleotides long. RefSeq names its product mesencephalic astrocyte-derived neurotrophic factor homolog (gene Manf). The record is from RefSeq and is a predicted model, not a curated record. Gene Ontology annotation, biological process: dopaminergic neuron differentiation; neuron projection development. The coding region runs from base 223 to 762 and encodes 179 amino acids. Gene Ontology annotation, molecular function: calcium ion binding. Lineage: Eukaryota; Metazoa; Arthropoda; Arachnida; Sarcoptiformes; Oppiidae. Gene Ontology annotation, cellular component: endoplasmic reticulum. The transcript is spliced from 4 exons.